This is a messenger RNA of Antrostomus carolinensis (chuck-will's-widow), 984 nucleotides long. It is a transcript of the gene CPQ, whose product is annotated as carboxypeptidase Q. The annotation marks the transcript as partial. NCBI's taxonomy places the organism in Eukaryota, Metazoa, Chordata, Aves, Caprimulgiformes, Caprimulgidae. Gene Ontology annotation, biological process: thyroid hormone generation; peptide catabolic process; proteolysis. The transcript has 4 exons. The record is from RefSeq and is a predicted model, not a curated record. Gene Ontology annotation, molecular function: metallodipeptidase activity.
UCUGUGGAAAAGAAAACAAAAUAGAAAACAUGAAGUACGUAUUCUUAAUAUUUUUCAUGAAUUUAUUACCGCAGAAUGCUGGGAAAUCUUUGAGAAGAGAUGAUAGUUACACAAAAACGUUUCAAGACAUUAAAAAUGAGAUAGCUGGCUACACUGAUAUUGCUAAAGCUAUUAUUGAUCUUGCUGUUUAUGGAAAAGCUCAGAACAGAUCCUAUGAAAGAUUAGCAGUUUUUACUGAUACCAUAGGACCUAGACUCAGUGGUUCAGAAAAUCUAGAUCUAGCCAUCAAGUAUAUGUUCAGUGCCCUGCAGGAAGAUGGGCUGGAAAAUGUACAUCUGGAGCCAGUGAAAGUACCACACUGGGAAAGAGGAGAAGAGUUUGCAAUGAUGCUGGAACCAAGGAAUCACAGCAUUGCUAUUCUGGGACUUGGGAGCAGUGUUGCAACUCCUCCAGAAGGAAUUACAGCUGAAGUCAUAGUGGUAACCUCUUUUGAUGAACUGCACAAAAGAGCUCAGGAGGCCAAGGGGAAGAUUGUUGUCUACAAUGAACCUUUCAUCAAUUAUGGCGAAACCGCGCAAUACAGAUCACAGGGAGCAGUGGAAGCAGCUAAAGUUGGAGCUGUGGCAUCCCUCAUUAGAUCCAUUGCUUCCUUUUCUAUUCACAGCCCACAUACAGGGUGGCAGAAUUACCAGCCUGAUGUGCCCAGGAUUCCCACUGCUUGUAUCUCUGUGGAAGAUGCUGAAAUGAUGUCACGGAUGUCUUCCCGGGGCACUAAGAUUGUUGUGCACCUGAAGAUGGGGGCUAAGACCUAUCCAGACUCUCCUUCCUUUAACAUUGUGGCAGAGAUAGUUGGCAGCAAGUACCCAGAGCAGAUUGUAUUGGUCAGUGGACAUCUGGAUAGCUGGGACGUUGGGCAGGGAGCUAUGGAUGAUGGUGGUGGAGCAUUUAUAUCAUGGGAAGCAUUAUCACUCAUUAAGGAUCUGG